Molecule: messenger RNA, 8904 nt
Organism: Porites evermanni
Lineage: Eukaryota; Metazoa; Cnidaria; Anthozoa; Scleractinia; Poritidae
Source: the annotation of a GenBank genome assembly
AUGUUCCAGACCUAUGUGGAAAAGAUCAGACCGCGUUUUUCACCUAAUACCAACUAUCUGUUUUGCACCACGGAUGGCAAGUCUUUUAGGGAAGGGCAUAUCUCAAGGCCGUUACCACGUACGUGCACCAGGUAACGUGUAUGUAUUUAAAUGAAAUUUAGUGUAGCUUCCAUAAAUUUAAAGCUUGUCGACCUGCAAAUAAAAACACUUAAGCUUAGGAUGCUUGUGUUUAAUGUUGAUAAGAUAUGAUAAGUUUAAAAGAUGUCUAAGAAGUAAGGAAAUGAAAAUAGGCGAGAAAAAAUGCUUGUUGCCUAGCAACCAAUGGCAGAACAACAAAAAGUGAAAACCACGCCUAAUGUAUAAAUAUCUAAACUAUCUACAUAAGCUAUUUGAGCUAAUUCUUGCAAAACUGAGGGAACUUAUGACCAUGAACAGACAGUGUUGAAACACCCUCACUUUUUUUACCUUGUGUUGAAUAGCCCUCUUUGGAGGGCAUUUCAACCUAAAAAAAAUUUUGGAAAUGUUGAAUAGCCCUCAUAGUCUGUUGAUUAGCCCUAUUAGCCUGUUGAAUAGCCCUCUUCUAUUCACCUUAAAGGAUGCUAUAGACCAAGAUAUAAGUAUAAGACUUGUACAGCACCUGAAGUAUUCAUUAGGGAUGGAAUACACUAGGUGCACCAUAUAUACUCUGGUUAAAAAUUCAUAAAUAAUUUGUAUUUUGACUUCCAGACACAAACUGGAUAUCGUUGGAAAGCUAAAGGCAUGUUCUUUUCAGCACAAGCAUUGUUGUUGAAUUAUUUUGUCACGUGUUGUAGAAGAUUGACACUUUUUACAGGACUUCUCUAUUCCAGGCACUAGUGUUGAAAAGCAACUAGGGUUUGAUCAAAACUUUCCUUAAUUCGGUCAAAUCUAUUCAAACUUGGACAGAGAAACAUGUAGCAUUAGUGGGACCUAUCCCUCGAGACACUUUUGAGUUUUUUAAAAAGGCUCUGUCUGGGCAACAAGUUAAAAUCUAAUAACAGCAAAUAUUACUCAUGAGGGCAAUUCAACUGGAAAAUGCGAUUUUAAAAACUCAUUUAACACACAGACGAAAAAUACUGAAAACAAAAUAAGUAUCCAAUGAAACGUCGUUACACGGAUUAUCUCGUGACGUGACAACUUAACUCAACAAUCCAACAAAGUUACAGACGAAAAAUACUGAAUUUUAAGGAAUUUUUACCCUUUUUUCACUUUGAACAUCGAUAAAAAAUUCAAAACAUAACGAAAAAAUCUGACAUUCACGUAUGUCAAAGACCAAUCAUCUUACACCAAACACACAAAAUCUACACGAUAACCAUGGUAAACCCGACUAGCUACACUAACUUCGUGUAAAAAGUUGAACUUCCCUCGAAAAAAAGGGAGGCGUUUCAAUACAAGAGGGCUUUUCAACACGUGAGGAGGGCACUUCAAGUGAGGGGGAGGGCGUUUCGACAGGUAGAAGGGGGCAGUUCAACAAAAGAGGGCUUUUCAACAGGUGUCAGGAAAGCGGUUUGCCAUUUCACGAGGGCACUUCAACUGGGAAACUAGCCCUAGUUAGGAGAACAGGUUGCUCUCAGGUUGAGGUUAGACAGAAAAUGCAAAGAAUGUUAUGAAUUGUUAAUAAGGCUUGAACACUCUCCACUAAAAAAAUUAUAGAAAAUUUAUGUUAAACUUAAAUACAACAAAAAUAAUGUUUUUGUUAGCAAUACAAAAUGGGCAUUUGGUAAGUGCAAGUGACACUUUAAAUAAGUCCUCCACGUUGCUGUGACGUCAUUCUAAAAAAUGACGUCAUAAAAGGAAAUUUCCGAAAAGGGAGGUUAAUCUUUGAUAAAUCGUUAGAAAUUGACAAUUCAAUGUUUCAAAACCAAAAUUUCACUUCUUAAAAUUGGAGUCAAUGUUGUUUUGUACAAUGGUAAUUAAUUUAACUUUUACUUAAAAAUUUAUCGCAACUUUGAAAAAGUGAAAAGGUCCAAUUCUAGUAGAAUUGAGCAUGAAAAAGAUAUACGGAAAUAAACAUUUUUCACUGGUAUGCAUAAGAGUCAAUCAACCCAAAACUUGUUAUACUUAGCACCCACAUGCAAAUACGUACCCAUUUAUUAACGUCAGAGAAACGUUUAAAGAGAGUAAACUUAAAGACAAAAUGAGGGAUUUUUCACACAAUUUUAGUGACUUUUGGUAUACGCUGAUAAACCGUUUCACAAGUUGCAAAAUUCUGAUAGUGAAGACAUAUCAGGGACCGCGGAGGGGGAGGGGCUGGUAGGGCCGCAGCCCCACCACUUUUUGGCGCCCCCGCCCCCACUUUUUGCGCUAAAAAGCAAACUAAUUAAAAUAAAAAAGAGACUUGAAACAAGUUUUUUUCCGUCUAUAUUCCGCUAUAUUCUCUGUAUUUUCUUUAAUUUCAAACGCCAGGCAUUUUGUGGGGCUCCUGUGCUUUUCGCGGUAAUUGUUUCCGUGGGGCCGACUUUCCCCUUGAUCAAACGCCAUGCCUUGGCCACCCCUUCGCUUCGUUCGGCAGCGUGUUUUGUACUUCCAUUUCGGGCAGAGUUUUUUUUUAUCAGUUUUAUCAGACGAAAUGAAGAAAACUACUAGCUUUUUCAAGCCAAACGAAGCUGAGUAGUUGUUUUGAGUGGAUAAAAGUUUUAUAUUUUGUCUUUCUCCUUUCGAAUCAAUGAAAUAUUCGAUGGCAAGAAGAAUUACAUUACUUGAACAGUGAACGCCUGAACGGCCAUAGUUAGAAAUUUUUCAGAUCACUUCAGUGUAGUAUUUUCUAUACUAAAAUUGUAAUUGCGUCUUUUCUUGCAUUGAAUCUGAACUGACCGUGUAUGUUGGUCGUUUAUUGAAAAAUUAUUUUCAAUUGUCAGCCCUCCCACUUUUCACCUUCCUCCGCGGUCCCUGCAUAUAAUUAAAAUUAAAAUGUUGCGCUUAAAAUGCACUUUAGAUUCAUUUAAGCUAAGCGAAAAAAGAGUGAAACUAGCGUCCUCCACUAGCUUCACAAGUUGAGAAAUUUUCCUUAAAAAGAGUAUAAAAUGCCCCCAUUUUAAACUUUUUUAAAAAACUUCAAAAAAUUAUUAAAAAUCUGCGUUAAGAGGUUAACGUCUGAAACAAGUGUUGAUUUAUUCGAACAACGAGAUACGCGUGUGGAUAAAAAAUUGUCCUUGCUGAGGCAACUAAGGGAGAAUAAGAGCAAAAGCUAUUUCAGAUCGUCAAUGUUGACUUUCAACUAAGGCACUUUUUAGGCUGAAGAAGGAGAGAAAAAAAUUCACAUCUCCUAAACUGAUGGGCCAAACUUAUUUUCCUUUUGUUAGAGCCUUAUAUAGAAACUGGCCAAUUGUGAAACGAAAGCUUGCUGCAUAAUCCUCUAUCUGACCCAUUUACAGAGCCCCAAGUAUUAGCUUUCAAAUGAAACUCUGCAAGCUCUAAUGAAAAAGAAAAGUGUAAAAGCUCGUACUAGCUUCAUUGAAAACAUUUGAUAUUAACAGAAAAAUUGUUCCUUGUACAGUUUUUCCAGUACCAGAAAAAUCAAUGAGUCCAAUUGAAUCCUGCGUGAGAAAAUUGAGUUUGAAAUAUCCUAAAAUUGAAUGUUAAGAGCCCUCUCAGCGAAAAAUUCAGUUGAGUGCUACUUCAAGCGAGAACCGGGUUAGUCAUCACAAUUAUGCUUAGAUUAAUUUGCACAAUCAGAUCUGAAAAACUGGAAAGUUUAGUUGCCAAAGAAUGAAAUGCAUGCGAUUUAUGGGCCAAAAACGACCAAGUAUCGAAUGCCCUCACAUGACGAUUUUGAGCUGACUCAAACUUUAAAAAUUCCAAAAAUUACAGAUUUCAACGAAAUAAGCCCGAAUUUGGUAUCUGAGUAUUUCUGCUAGCCAGAAUAAAGCAUGAAUUUUUUCAGUUCUAAACCCCUCAAAAUAUGGGUUUUGGAAGUUUCGAUUUUUCCGACUUUGUUUGGGUAGUCAAAUUUUGGCUCUUAUAAGCGGAAUAUAGGAGAAAGUGUAUAGACCUACAGUGGAACUUCAGAAGCGAUUUUGAAGCGUUUUUGACCACCUUCUGGGUUAUGCAAACGUGCAGGGGUUAAUGCCGGGUUAGGAUUCCGACCAUGGAAACAAUUUUCGCAAUAAAGAAAAACUCCUUUUAUCCAUUCAGUGCCUCAAUCGCUUUCUUUCUGUGCAAAGCGUUUUGCAAAUGACCACCAUUUGAAUUUUUUAUGAAUUUUUAACUUAGGUGUGCUCUCUGUCCGAUGCAUUUUUUCGUGAUAUUUUCAUGAUAAUUCAGAACUGUUUAAGUCUUUUUAGCUCCCCUUUAAGAAACAGCAGGCCCCAGUAGGGACAAUCAAUCAACAAAGGAUUGGAUGAAUUCCACCGAAAUCGUUUUCCAUUAGAAGGCCUUUAAUUCUAACCCUCAAUCCAACUGAGGGCAAUUUCCUACUCAAACGUAAUUUUUUUUUGGCAAGGCCAAAAUAAUACCAAAUUCAACAAGGAUAUCAUCAUUAAAAAGCUUGUAUAACUAGCUUCACAACAGUGUCAUUCUCGCUUCCAGGCAAUAAAAAAUAAUUUUUUUACGAAUUUUAAAGCAUUUUUGGCUUACCCUUAUGAAUAAUUCAUUUUUGUUAACUAUCUGCUAUAUCUUUUUUUAUAACAUAUAAAAAACAGUAAUCAAUAAUAGUGAAAAUGGUUCGUCUGCUUCAAAGGGCAUUCGAUGGGGUAUACAACGAUAACUCAUUUCUUUCUCAAAAAUAAAAUCUGAUUUUUUUAUCGUUUUUUUCCUUACAACAAGGUUAAUGAGGGCAUUUUAUACACAUCAUGUGACAUAUCUAUCAUCCCCUACCUUUACAAGUCAUCUUUAGGUGGGUACACGCCGUUUGAUGCUCCGUAAAUAUCACCUUUUUGCACCCUUCCAAGACUAGCUACAGGCAAUUUAAUUAUCCAUUAUGUGUUUUAAGGUGUUCGAGCCACUCCAGGUGUGAUUUUUUGGCCACAAGACGCUGUUGCUUUUGCGUGGUCUCUCAUUACAUUAACGUUGCUCAGCAGGUAAUUAUCUCAUUAACUAAUUCAAUUAGUAUGUAAUUCCCUUAGGGCUCCCAAUGCAGCACUGGUUGGAUACAUGACAGUGCAGGGAACAUUUUGACACCAGUCUUGUAUCAAGUGAGUCAUGCAGUAAUGAGAUAUGACAUCACAAAAGAACAAAUUUCCCACGGUUGUAGCAACUGAUGGUUUGCACUGGAAACUCUGAAAUUCACUUAGCCCUACAUAUGGGCUAAAUGCCUGCAAAAUUUGGUUGGGCAAGGUAUAAUCCUCUUAGGGAUAUUAACGGUUAAAGUUUUUUGCAAUAUGGCGGACCAAAAACCUUGUCACCAGUCUCUUGUCUCGGUUUUUUACAUGAAAACGAGUCAAACUUUAACCCCUAAUAUCUCUAAGAGGUUUCAAACUUACAGGAUAGACUCCCACACUCAAGGGUUAUCUCCUGAAUAAGGGGGGUUCUCCGAAUCCGGGGGGGCUCCUUUUCCUUGCUAUUGUAGUUAUGGUGCUGAAUGUCCAUAGUUAUGCAACUAGCGCAGCGACGAGUAAGCACCAGUAUAGGAUAUUGUUGAUGGUGGUCUCUGUUUUCAGGGGGUCUUUGGAUCUGGGGGGCCCUCCUUUUCCUUACUCUGAUUGUAGGUUAAGUGCUGAACAUCCUUAGUUAAGCGACUACCGCAUCGACUAGUAAGCACCAGUAUAGGAUAUUGUUAAUGGUGGUCUCUGUCUUUGGGGUGUCCCUGGAUGUGGGGGGCCUCCGCUUCCUUACUCAGAUUGUAAAAUUGAUUUUCAGCUUUAAAUUGGAUUCCUUUAAAGCUGAUCUCAAAAAGGUUGCGCUUGAUGAUAAUAUUGGAGCUGAACUUAAAUUAAAGUUGUCAAAGGUUAAAGUCCCCAGCACUGUAAUAAGAAAUGACUCGAAUACAGAUUUCGACACCAUCAAGAACCAUUUCAAGAUAUUGUGUUGCACGAGGGCAGCAGCAAUCAUCCUGAAUUAUCCAUCACUCAACAAGCUGUCCACUUACAUGUGUCUAUCCUCGAUUUUGCUGCCUAUUGCAAAUACAAGAAGCGUAUGAGGUUUGAACCCAACAUGCAACAUGUGCUAGGAACAGUGAAGACAAUUGUCCAGUCGUGGAUAGCAUUUUUGGAGACAGUAGGCGAAAAAGAUGAAGUUGAACAGCUCAAAGCAUUCAAUACAGUGAUCGCAAAAGCCAAGGAGGGUGACGAAGAAAGUUAGGAUUUGAAGAGCCUUCAGACCUCAGAUUCCCCACAAUGGAAAAGACCGAGCCCAUUUAUAUCUUAAGACACCAGUAUUAGCAUGUGUACGACCAGUUACAUAUAGCCACAUACAUGAAAGACACUUUGAAGAACCUUUGUGCCACUUUAAUGGGUUACAUCAUGUGGAUACAAAAGGAGGUUUAUCCUAAAGAGACUCUUAAACUUAUCAACAUCGACUACAGAGAUUUGGCUGGCUCUAUGCAGGAGGAGAUCAAGAUGUUAAUGAGGGUGAUGAGAAAGAUAGAGCUGGCGGUGCGCGCUGAGCGCAUACAGCAAGCAGAAGACACGGUGGCAGAAAUCGAAGACGACAUUGAUGACCAACCACGCGAUUUAACUUAUGUAGAGGAGACCAAUAGUGAAGCCAAAGAAUCAUGCGAUCCAAGUUACGUAGGAGACAGAUAUUGAAUCCGACAUCUCGGAACAGAUACCAUUGUCCACCGCCCUCAGGACCAAGAAGCAAACUAAACGGGCCGAGCCAGCAAAAGAACCACAGAAGCGAAAAAGACCAUCAGAAGAUUCGGCGGGCAGCACAGACACUGCCUUGAAAAAGGCUAGACCAGACAACACCACAAAACGGUCUCACCACAGUGGCAAAGAGGACGGUAAUCUUAAGAGGCACUUAAAAUCACAUGCCAGAAAGGGCCACAUCGAGAACCAGCAAGUGGACAAGACGUUUUUGGUUACAUCACACCAAGAAAACACCCAUGGACAAGCGCGAAAAACUAAAAAAUUGUAUACUGACCGGUUUACCGUUCAAGUGGUGCCCCGUCGAUGACUGUGAAGUUGUCACUCAUCUCAUGAGGAGCCACAUCACACGUAAACAUCGAUUAAAACCAGGUCCCUUGUUGGAAAAUUACCUGCGUGUUGUGCGAUCGUACAAAGGGAAAAAGAUUAUGAAGGAGAUCGAGCUUGCGAGGACCUCCACCAGGCCCCCAACGCACACAAUAACAUCUGCAUCAGCAACAACAUCUGCAUGCAUCAGCUCACCUUCCCCACCAACAGUCCACUCCACAGAUAGUGCCAUGGAAUCUCAAGACAUAAAAGAAGAUAUCACAACUGAGGAGAGGGACGAUGAAGAAGAGUCAUGCCCUGAUGAUGAAAGAAUGAUUGAUUAUCCAACAGCGUCAAGUCCAAAGGACAAGAUGCAGACUUGGCUAGGCCUAUUUUACAAGUAUCUUAACACGCCAGACUGUGGGAGAAAGAGAGACAAAAACCGUCUCCAGCAUGCCACCCACGUUCGAACAAUUUUAGAAGAUAUUGACCCAGAGGGGAAAGACAUCGAGAUACUAUCAGAAGAUGAAGGAUACAUUGUAUGGACAGAGUGGGUGGACAGAAAAUUAGAAAACAAGCGGUCAGGUACUGUCCGUUCACACCUUGGCUCUUACAAUCACUUUCUAAAAUUUGUCACCAGAGGGUGAGAACAGACGCUGUGCCGUCCCUCAGCCCCAUGGCCCUGGCCAUCUUCAAAGAUGUUAAGGAAGUGAUCUCUGCCUGGUGCCGAACCAUUGACCUUGAUAUGCAUCCUCAAAAAAAGCGAGAAAAUUCUCAAGACCCGCGAUAAUAGGCUGACUAAUGAUGAUGUAGAGAAAUUCCAUAGAAGCAAAGCAAUCUUGGAAAUCCAAGACUUCGUAGAGGCAGCAGUGCGAGAAGAACCACUGAGCAUGGUAGAAAACUGUGAGGUGCGUGAUUACAUCUUGACCAUGCUCACCUUGACCACCGGCACUGGCCAGGCGAGCUGGAGAAGCUCACUUUGGAAAAUUACACCACUGCAAGGGUCAAUCCCAAAAGUGGCAGAUGAGUAAUCUUGGUUCCAAAUCACAAAAGAUCAGUGGACAGCCCCACCGUGCUACCUGUGAAAGAAUAUGUUCAGAACCUCUUGGAUGUUUGGGUGAAGUUUAUUCAGCCAGCUUUUCCAGAGAAAGGUUUUAAGAAUCUCUUUCUCCAGAUAGAUGGAACUGCUUUUGACGGCUGGACCACUGGAAAACAAUUGCCUGAACUCUCAAAAAAGUCUGGUGUGCGGCCUGAUCUUAGAGUGACGGCCACAGACAUUCGCCAGUGGCUGGUAACAACUGUGCAUGAGAAGAAAGCACAGGGGGCAUCUUUUGACAAGUCGGACCUUCAGAGAACCAUGUGCCAUUCUGACAAAACCGCCAAACAAUAUUACCUGAGAGGGGAGUUAACAGAAGUUGCAGACCGGGCCUUGGACAUCAUUAUAGAGUGCACGCCAGACCCAAAACCAAUGCUAUGCGUAGAGGCUGGUGAUGAUCAGGCAGUUCCCACCGGAGAUCAGGGCGACAACCUCGAACGGGCAGGUCCCACUCUUGAUCAGGGGGAUGAAGCAGAAUGGACCGGUCCCACAAGUACUCAAGGCGCCAAAGAGAAACCUGAAGGUCCCGGUGAGCUUCAACAGUGUGACCUUGCUAAAGAGGACGCUUCCACAAAACGAUCCUUGACCAGAACUGAGAAGGCAAUCAUCUCCAAAGUCUUUGCAGACCUAAUUGCAAGCACGGACAGGGUAGAGAUCCAGGAAAUAAGACACGGAAUGAGAAAAACUGUCCAACUUAGAAUAUUACUGGAGAUCACUGGGAUGGACGUCAAGGUGGCCGAU